ACCGGGGGCGUCCUGGGCAGCAGCGUCUGCACACUGCGGCUGCGGAGGACCCCGAGGAUGGGAAUGCAGGGAGCAGGGCUGGCACAAGGAGCUCAAGGGCUCGUCAGCGCUACCCGACCUUAGGCAAGCGCAGGCUAACCGGUGUCAGUGACUGCUGCUGGGCGGAAAACCACAGCGCCUCGCGCUGUCAGCCGGCCGGUGUGAACGCGGGACGUUUCUUUACAACACUGUCUCCAUCGGCUUUUUGAUCAAGCUGCAAGGACAUUCUGUGUUACUGAAGGAAGGUGCUCCAUUUUUGGAGUGACUUAUGAUGUCAAGAACUGUAUCAUCCUGGAUUUUAAGCUCAGCCAGAAGCAGCAUUAUUUUACAAGGGAAAGGACGCUGGUACUCCAUCUGUAUCCCAAAUAGAAACAAGAUCAAAUGGAAGCUUAUUUUCUCCAAAACAUGUCCCUACCCUGCUGGGAGCUGCAGCUUAGACAGAACUUUCUCCUUUCCCAAAGCAUUCCGGCACACUUCCACCGAAGAAGAACAUUUUUCUUUCCAGCUGUCUCCGGCACAAAUCAACGACAUACUCAGAGCAGGCGAACUAUCCCACAGAACACUGGAUUUGAAUGGCAAGAAUGCAAAUUCCGUGCUGAGAUUUGAAAGCAACCAGCUGGCUUCCAACAGCCCCAUAGAGGACCGGCGAAGCGCGGCCACGUGCCUGCAGACGGCGGGGAUGAUGUUCGGGGUGUUCGACGGCCACGCGGGCGCCGCCUGCGCCCAGGCCGUGAGUGAGAGGCUGCUGCACUACAUCGCUGUGUCCCUCAUGCCCCGCCAGAGCCUGGAGGAGAUCGAGCUGGCUGUGGAGGCCAUGAAACCAGUGCGGCCCAUUCUGCAGUGGCACAAGCAUCCCAACGAUGUGGAGUACCAGGAAAUCACCUCGCAGUACUUUGAGAACCUGCGGGUUUACUGGCAGCACUUGCUGGACCUGGACACUGAGCCAGGGUUUAGUUUGGAGGAAGCCAUGAUUUGUGCAUUCAAAAGAUUAGACUCAGACAUAUCACUGGAAGUUCAGGCUCCUCAGGAAAAUGAGUUGAUGAGAAAUAUUGCCCUGCAAGUAGCUUUUUCUGGUGCCACAGCCUGUGUAGCUCACAUUGACGGUGUUCACCUACAUGUGGCAAACACCGGUGAUUGCAGAGCAGUUUUAGGGGUCCGUGAAGAAGACGGAACGUGGUCUACUCUCCCUCUAACCCGAGACCACAAUGCCUACGAUGAAUUUGAAAUUAGAAGAAUGAAGCGAGAACAUCCUAGAUCUGAGGAGAAAACCCUAUUUGUGAAUGACAGAUUACUGGGGAUUCUCAUGCCCUCCAGAGCUUUUGGAGAUGUGCAAUUAAAAUGGAGUAAAGAAUUGCAACACAGCAUUCUCGAGAACAGCUGUGAUGUUGAGGCUCUAAACAUUUAUCAGUACGUUCCUCCAAACUACCAUACCCCCCCUUAUUUAACUGCAGAGCCUGAAGUUACAUACCACAAGUUAAGAAGCAAGGAUAAGUUUCUCGUUAUUGCUUCAGAUGGGCUGUGGGAGAUGCUGAGUAAUGAGCAGGUUGUAAAACUUGUUGCUGGACACCUUACAGAGCUCAACAUGCAGAAACCACCACUGACUUUUAAGAAACCAGUUAAUCUGGGCUACAUGCACAACUUGUUGCUGCAGAGGAAGAGCAAAGGCCUGGCCUCCUUGGACCAGAACACCGCCACCCAUCUGAUCCGGCACGCGAUCGGCAGCAACGAGUACGGCGAGGUUGACCCAGAGAAGCUGGCUGCCAUGCUGACCCUACCUGAGGACCUGGCCAGGAUGUACAGGGACGACAUCACUGUCACGGUGGUGUACUUCAACUCAGAAACUAUUGAAGAUUACUACAGGAGCCACGAGUAGAGCCUUGCACUGCUGCAGUUCAAUAUCACUAGGGAACUUUGAUCCUGAACCAUUCCUCUCGCUCUCUGGUAGUGCAGCUGCUACCAGUGCCUGCAAGUUCCUAAAUAUUUUUGUUACUUACUGGCUUUGAAAAUAACUUUCUAAAAGGUGAAAUUUCCCUGGGUUUCCAGGUUUGUAUACACUGAAGAAAAAUGUUUUCAUAAAACCUUACUGAAAUGUGACUGAACUAAAGAUUGUGGACCAGUUCUGAUUCCAUGAGAACCUCUGGUAAAACUUUCCAAUGAACAAACAAGGCAAAUUUCACUGAGACUGGUACAAUUUAAUAGAGAUGGAUAAUAGGUGUAGCUGCAUGGAGUGUCAGGCUCUGUUCUUGUGGAGAGCGAGUAGCAUCCUGUUGAAGCACUGUAACUGAAUUAAAUAAAUUAACUACCAAACCUUU
This is a messenger RNA of Vidua chalybeata, 2351 nucleotides long. It is a transcript of the gene PDP2, whose product is annotated as pyruvate dehydrogenase phosphatase catalytic subunit 2. NCBI's taxonomy places the organism in Eukaryota, Metazoa, Chordata, Aves, Passeriformes, Viduidae. The record is from RefSeq and is a predicted model, not a curated record. Gene Ontology annotation, molecular function: protein serine/threonine phosphatase activity; cation binding. The transcript has 2 exons. Gene Ontology annotation, biological process: protein dephosphorylation. The coding region runs from base 308 to 1912 and encodes 534 amino acids.